Messenger RNA from Acanthopagrus latus (yellowfin seabream), 1403 nucleotides. Its product is annotated as ADP-ribosylation factor-like protein 14. The record is from RefSeq and is a predicted model, not a curated record. NCBI's taxonomy places the organism in Eukaryota, Metazoa, Chordata, Actinopteri, Spariformes, Sparidae. Gene Ontology annotation, cellular component: cytoplasm. Bases 164 to 787 code for a protein of 207 amino acids. The transcript has 2 exons. Gene Ontology annotation, molecular function: GTP binding; GTPase activity. Gene Ontology annotation, biological process: intracellular protein transport; vesicle-mediated transport.
GGCUCUCUCUGACUGUGUAUACAUAGAGCAUACUGAUAGACAGAGCAGAGCAGACACACUGAGCCUACAGAUAAAGCAGUACAGAGGGAGCCACUGGCUGCACACAGCUCGGUUUACACAGUCACACAAGAGGAGGAAAGCCAGAGUUAUUUUGUAUAUAGCCAUGGGCAUGCAUGGAUCCAAGUCUCAGAAACAAGCACAGGUCCUGAUGCUGGGCCUGGACGGAUCAGGAAAAACUACCCUGCUCUACAAACUCAAGUACAACGAGAGCGUGGUGACCGUGCCUACCGUGGGCUUCAACGUGGAGACGCUAGAGACAGACAGGAGCAGCCCGGGCCUGACGGUGUGGGACAUCGGGGGCCAGAGGAAGAUGAGGCCCCACUGGAGGCAUCACUACACUGACACCGCCGGACUGGUGUUUGUGGUGGACAGCUGGGACCAGAAGAGGCUGGACGAGGCACGCAAGGAACUUCAUCGGGUCCUGAGGUACGAGAGUCUCAAAGGGGUUCCUCUCGUGGUCCUCGCCAACAAACAGGACCUUCAGGGAGCCCUCAGCCCGGAAGCUCUCUGCCUGAAACUGGAGCUGAGGAGAGUGUGUGAAGGCCGGGCGUGGUUCAUCCAGCCCUGUUCAGCCACCACCGGCAUGGGACUGGAGGAAGGUUUCAGGAGGACGGUCUAUCUGAUGAAGACUCCAUUGAAACAGACUCAGGAGGACAUCAAGGUUAAGAUGAGGUCAAAGGGCUUCAGUUUCACAGCUGUGAAACAGGUUUUGCUCUGCAACAGAUGAGAGGUGAUUUUCAUUCAUUACACGACGUGUAGGAUUGUUUCUCACCUGCCUGUGUAACAGCCUCAUUGUGACGGGAUCAGAUGAGGAGGUGAUGACAAAAGGGAUGAUGUGAUCACAGCUUUAAUCUCUGUGGCAGAGAGAACUUUCACUCAACCCUGGUGAAGACAAAGUGGUGAUAACGCAUUCAGGGGUUGUGAGUAAUCUUGGAUUUUGUGGAUUAUUUUGACGUUGAUGUGAGCUGCUUGAGACAAUUCAGUCUGAUGUAGGUACAUGCUGAAUUUGGAUAACUGACUGAUAAAAGCCUGUUUUUUUUGGUCGGCUUUCUGUGGCUCAGAGAAUUUUCAGACAUGAAUGAACAGUUUUCUUUAUUUCUUUAUAAAAUAUAAAGAUUUCUUGUUAUGUGUCAUUGCCACUGUAUUUAUUUAUUUAUUUGGAAAAACACUGCCAGUGUUGCCUCACAAUAUGUGAGAAUAAAUGAACUGGUUUCCUUCACCGACGCAAAUGUGUCUAAAACAUGUCUGCUCAAUCUGUCAGCUCCUGUUUUGAGGGUUGUGCUGGUCCUGUUUCACUAUUGAUUUGUCUUUUUGUUACAAUGAAAUAAAGUUGUUAAAACAUC